GACAGUGUAGAUCGGUGUAGAUCUUCUGUCAAAUCUGUCACAGAGCUCUGUAGUCGGUGUAGUAUUUAACAUUCCUCGCUAAUCUGACGAUUCUGACAUUUAAUAUUUAUUUGGAAAUGCCUUAUGAAGAAAAUGUCUGAGAUGAAUGUCAACAAGUACCAAUAAUUUUAAAAGUUUCGUUUUCUCUUGACACUGAUUCUCUUGAUACUCUUAUAAGAUGCUGACAUAAGAGAUUUAUUAACGAACGUAUUUGAAUACGAUAUACCUACGGUUGAAGAGAAGAUUUUGCAAGAUAUAUGUACGUAUAUGUCAUUUCUGAAGAACAGUCUUGUCAGAUGUCUGUACGUGAGCAUGCAGUAACAUAAAACUACGUUCUUUUCCGACAUAUGUAAUCGGUGGUGUAAUGAGUAUCCUUUGUAAAAUAGCCGUUAAAGAGUAAGGAUUGAUCUGAACGUGUGAAGGUACAUAUCGGAUUUAAAAUGCCAAAUUCGUAUCUGUAUGCUAUUAACAAUGAAGGGCGUGUAUUUGGAUUGUCGACGUCGGGAAAUAUGUGGCGUGAAUUUAUGUAUUUAGGACUUGAAUUUAAACAAUUGUCAGCUGUACCACAUUUUAUGUGGGCCAUUGGUGGUGAUCGUCAAGUUUACGUUCACGUUCACGGCUUAGAUGUACCAAUUAGAAUCAAAGAAGAAACUUAUGAAAAUGAGCGAUGGUUGCCUUUGGAGGGUUUUUCUGGAAGACUGCUUCCAACUGACAGAUAUAAUUUCUCCAAUCAAGAUGGUACGGUUGAUCGUAGUAGAGACAAAGUGAAAUUGCCAUCAAUGGCAUGGCAGUGGGAAGGUGAUUGGCAAAUAGAAACAACAUUAGAUGGUCAACCGUUAGAUCAUGAUGGAUGGACAUACGCAAUUGACUUUCCAGCUACGUAUACUACAAAAAAGCAGUGGAAAUCUUGUGUAAGAAGACGCAAAUGGGUUCGUUAUCGAAGAUACAGUGCUAUGAAUUCAUGGUGCGCUAUUGCACCUCUGCACAAAGAUCCAACAAAGGAACCUUUUAUUGAUAUAGCAGUGGGAGGAAAUCAAAUGCCCGGAAGUAGUUCUGGUAGUUUAGUAGUCUGGGCGGUAACGGCUCACGGAAGGAUCAUGUUCCGUGUUGGAACAAGUACAACUUGUCCUGAAGGACAAAGAUGGAGCUCUAUCAAAUUGACAAGCGGCUAUGAAGUAUGUCAAAUUAGUGUUGGAGUAACCGGUCUUGUUUGGGCUGUACUUAUGAUAGGCAAAGCAUUAGUUCGUACAGGCGUGACGAGAGACAAUCCAAUGGGUGAAGAUUGGUCAGAAGUGGAGCCGCCACAGAAAGACUUGAGAUUGGUACAAGUUAGUGUUGGUACUGAUGCUGUGUGGGCUGUAACGCAUGACGGCGGAGUGUGGUUUCGAAAAGGUAUUCAAGGCGAAAUAAGUGGUGUUUGCGAACAAUUGGCCACUGGAACCGGUUGGGUUGAAAUGUUAAGCAAAAUGGCAUUAAUAUCUGUUGCUCCAAAUGAUCAAGUAUGGGCUAUUGGCUAUGACGAUCGAUGUUUGUAUUACCGUACUGGUAUCACACGCUCUGAAUUGACGGGGAAACGAUGGAAAUUAAUAAACGCACCACUGCAAUUAAGUAGAGCAAGUAGCAACGCUAGUUUGUCAUCUAGUAACAGACACAGUACUUGCGGUACACCGCAACAGCAACGUCAUCAGAGCUGGAGUUCCUUGAAUCGUCCUCAUAGUACUGGUGAAGGUACAAUGUUAAUUAGAGAGUGGGAAGAGCAAUCACGUUCGGCGCCAACGCCCACGUCUUUGAAAUUGUGGCAACGUACUGGCGCUGACAUCGUAUCUGCAAAGAAUAGUCAACAAACAUCUUUUCAAGAUAUAUAUCUAGAAGAGAGAAAGAGAUCUACAAAUUCUGUAGACACAAGUGAUUUGAACGAAGCGAGUGUUGCUAGUAUAACUAUAUCUAAUGAAUCUUUAGCAAAAAGUGGAGAAUCGAUAAUUGUUUCGGGAAAAGGAAUGGGCAGUACCGUCAAGAUUAAUCCUGCUGCUUGGAGUCCUGUUCAUUCUGUCGGUUCCAUGGUAGGAGUUGAGGCACAUCCAGAAACGGAUGGAAGUGUAUUUGACCCAGAUUUAACUGGAGACUCUGGAGUAUACGGCGAAGAUGAAAGCGCAGGGAUAAUAUAUUGGGCCGAAUGUGACGUGUUAUGGUAUAAAGUGGAAGCUGGAGCAUGCUUUGUCGACCCAACAAAUCCACCCAAAUGGAUUGCUGAUGGCAACGGUGUAACACAAGGGGAAAUUGGAGAAUUGUGGAGGAUAAAUAUUUUAAAUGAAUUAAAAGCGAGAUUAAAGAAAAUGUCAUUUGAUUCGUCGACAGUGUAUGAAAAAGCAGUUGAAAAAUCAUCUUGGGUGAAGAGUGGUGAUGGUAAAUGUAAAAUUAAAAAUGGCAGUCUAUAUGAAGAUUGCAAGAUUGAACUGGAAUGGAUAAGUAGCGAUACUGGAUCAUUAGAUUCUGGCACUUUAAUAAUAUUAAAUUCCGAUGGCGUAACAAGCAUAAUACAAUUUCCUGUUUCGGAAAUUACAUGUGUCGUUUGCUGUAGUGAGCCAGGUAGUCCAAGGAUAGCAGUUCAUACUCCUAAAUUAAGUCGUUCAAAAAUAAUUAGAUUACAAUUUGCGAGUGAUACGGAAAUGGAAGACUGGUUGGCGCAUUUAACUUUAGUAUCUUGCCAGAUAAAUAAUGUAUGUGGUAGACCUGGUCCGAAUUCCAUUUGGAUCACAACUGCGUUAGGUGACAUAUAUGUAUUCGAUCCUGCAAUUGCGGAGGAAUGUCAGUUAUUUGAAAAUGGAUACGUACAAGAAAUGGAUGUUACUGGUAAAGAUUUACCGUUUGAAAGCAUAUUACAAAAUGGUUUUGGAUACGGUAGUACUCUAAGAAUUACAGUAUGCGUUCAUGAUGAUGCCGACAGAUUGUCUUUCAAUCUCGUCUGUUACACUACCACAUUUGUAAAACAAAAGACUGUGACAGACAGUCAUGACGUUGCUUUGCAUUUUAAUCCAAGACUCAGAGAAAAUAUCAUUGUACGGAAUACAUAUCAAAAUAGUCAAUGGGGAGAUGAGGAAAGAAAUGGAGGUAGUCCAUUGAAAGCAGGCUGUGACUUUACGUUAUACAUUGUUUGCGAAGAACGCGGUUAUAGAAUUUAUAUUAAUGAUAGCGAAUAUACUUUUUAUAGUCACCGAAUAUCUCCAACCAGUAUUACACAUUUACGUAUCAAGGGAUUGCUAACUUUAUGUAGUAUCACAUAUAAAUCUACAUCUGUCAUCAUCGAACCUAGCGCAAUGUUUUGGAGACAAAUUGGUGGACAUUUGAAAAAAGUUGAGACAUGUUCCGUAGGUGUUACUUGGGGUAUCGGUUACGACAGUACUGCUUGGGUAUACACAGGUGGUUGGGGAGGCGCGUUUCUCAAAGGCUUAGGAACUAGCAGUAGCACCGGAAUAAAUACGAUGAUAGACACCCACAAAUAUUAUGUAUAUGAAAAUCAACGUUGGAAUCCAGUUACUGGAUAUACCGCGCAUGGACUUCCAACGGACCGUUAUAUGUGGAGCGACGCAACUGGACGGCAUAAAUGUACGCGAGAGCAUACGAAAUUAUUGUCAAUGCAUUGGCACUGGGUAUCAGAUUGGAUCGUCGACUUUCACACACCCGGUGGCGUUGAUCGAGAUGGAUGGCAAUACGCUACUGACUUCCCGUCACAAUAUCACGGCAAGAAACAAUUUACCGAUUACGUUCGACGAAGACGAUGGUUUAGAAGCUGUCAACUAAUGACCAGUGGACCUUGGCAGGAAUUGGGAAAUACUAAACUCAUUGAUGUCUCUUUAUAUGCGACUGAAAAACCUGGCACGGAUAGUCCAAUUCAUGUUUGGGCAGUUGCUGCAAAUGGUGAAGCUUUGUUCAGACGAGGUGUCUCAGAAUCUUGUCCAAUGGGAGUAUCAUGGGAACACAUACCAAGUGAUCAGCCAUUAAUUAGCAUAUCAUGCGGUCCAUGUGGACAAGUCUGGGCUAUUGGAAAGAAUGGCUCCUCUUGUUGGAGAUUAGGCAUCAGUGUUACAAAACCAACUGGUAUUCAAUGGCAAAAUGUCGAACCACCUUCAGGUGCUCAGCUGAAACAAAUUUCAGUAGGACAUGAUGUUGUGUGGGCCUUAGAUACGAUGGGUCGACUGUCAGUACGCCGAGAAGUACAAUCUAAUGUUUUCCCCGAGGGAACUCAUUGGCAAACAUUACCUGCUAUGCCAAAUGAUCCUAUUCAUAUAGAUGUAUCAGUCGCAAACGCUAAACAAGGAUUCAGACACGUAUCCGUUUCGAGAGAACAGGGACAAGUUUGGGCAACUUCGGGAGCCGGCAUUAUUUGUCGAAGAAUUGGUAUUACUCAUGAGAAUCCAGCUGGAACCGGAUGGGUGACCGGUAUAGGAGCAAACUGGCAAAAUGUAAGCCUUGGAGGACUUGUAAAUAAAACAAAAUAAUCUUUAUUGCAAUUGCCUAUAUAAAACACAGGCUAUGGUAAUAUGAAAUAAUUAACAAUUUUGUGAUUGCCUUAUAAAGUGUAAUAUUGUAUGCGUAUACAUAUAUGAACACACAGUAGCGUCUAUGCUAAUACAUUAUUGCUAAUUUGUAGUCAAUAUAAUCAUAAUAAUACGUAUAAAAAUUACUUGACACCGUCACACUCGAAACUUCUUCCUCACAAUCAAUAUAAUGGAUAUUAAAAAAUUGGAAUGAUACAGUUAAAUAGUUUAUAAAAUAAAGUAUAUAUACAUUAUUUAAAUUAUUUUUUCAGUUACAAUUUGCUUCAAGAUAUACUUACAUAAACGAUAAAAUAAUAAAAUUAUUAUGGGAAUGUUUUGUUAUUUUUCUAGUAUGUCUAAGAUAAACGAAUAAAUAUAACGUCUAUGACUAGCACAAAAUGCUUACAAAUAUAGAAUAAAAUUAUUAAGUACUUUUCUGUGAUUGUGUAAACAUUCCAAUGAGCGUAAUAAUAUUUAUUGGAUGAUACUUGACAGCUAUUUUCGCUAAUUUUUAUGAACCACAAAAGUUCAUUAUAAAUACAUAUUACAAAUACAACAUUAUAACCAAUGCGCGCUCAAUGUUACUAAUAAAAUUUCCUUAUGACAAUAGUUAUUAAUUUUUUUUUUGACAUAUAGCUAAUAUUUCUUUAAAUUGUAGAGAUAAAAAGUAUAUAGUGAAACAUUUUGAUAAGACUGUAGGAGAAUUAUUAACUGCGUAUACAUACAUUACCAAUGUAGUAAAAACAUCAUUGAAUACGUUUAAAGUAUUUUAUGUAAAGAGUGCAGGCUAUUUUUAUUUUAUUAGUAAAUAUCACACAAUAAAUAAUCUGCUUUUGUUAUGCAA
Wasmannia auropunctata (little fire ant) is the source of this 5418-nucleotide messenger RNA. RefSeq names its product tectonin beta-propeller repeat-containing protein (gene Pex23). Gene Ontology annotation, molecular function: carbohydrate binding. The transcript has 25 exons. NCBI's taxonomy places the organism in Eukaryota, Metazoa, Arthropoda, Insecta, Hymenoptera, Formicidae. The coding region runs from base 480 to 4535 and encodes 1351 amino acids. Gene Ontology annotation, cellular component: membrane. The record is from RefSeq and is a predicted model, not a curated record.